Messenger RNA from Procambarus clarkii (red swamp crayfish), 1996 nucleotides. Its product is annotated as phenazine biosynthesis-like domain-containing protein. Lineage: Eukaryota; Metazoa; Arthropoda; Malacostraca; Decapoda; Cambaridae. Gene Ontology annotation, biological process: biosynthetic process. The record is from RefSeq and is a predicted model, not a curated record. Gene Ontology annotation, molecular function: isomerase activity. Gene Ontology annotation, cellular component: cytoplasm.
UGUCAUUAACAGCAUCAACGAACAGAAAACCAAAGAGAAAGCACUCAGAUAUGAUUUUCAAGAAUAAAGAGUAAAUAAAGGUGGGGGGAGUGUCCUCCCAAAUGAUAAAUGCACUGCGUACCAAGUGAGGAAGAUAACCUUCUCAGACAUCGAUAACUUUGACUCCUGGUUUAACCUUGACGACGUCUGUACAGCUACUUCGCCUUGGAUCACAGGUGGCAUGAGCGGACCGCGACCUUGGGGGAGCGUUGUGGGUAACACUGGAGCAACAAACAGCGCCUGGCGACACACUUGAGCAGCGAACAGCGCCUGGCGACACCCUCGUCUCCACUAUCAACCCUCCUUAUUAAGAUGAAGCUGCAACUCUUCACAGUGGAUGCGUUCACCGACCAGCCCUUCUCUGGCAACCCCGCAGCGGUGAUACCGCUAACACAGGUUGUAGAGGAAGAGGUGCUACAGAGGCUGGCGGAGGAACUAAACCUUUCUGAAACCGCUUAUGUGAGUCCCAAGGCCACGCCCCCCGCCACGACGCAGGAAGAUCCCUGGGUGCGGUGUUCAAGGUUCACACUCCGAUGGUUCACGCCCACCACUGAGGUCCCAUUGUGCGGACACGCCACCCUCGCCACCGCUCACGUCCUCUUCCAUUGCCUAGGGAAUUUGAGUAGCCGGCUGGAGUUCGAGACACAGAGUGGCGUGCUAGUGGCUAGGAGAGAGGGUCACCACAUCGUCCUCGACUUCCCAGCCAACCCUCCCGUGCCCCUGACGGCCCUCGAGGAGACCCAGUUGGCCAGGCUUCUGAAGGUGGUGACGGGGGACCUGCAGGUGAAGCAUCUCUUGCUCUCCCACACCACCAAGAAGCUCCUGGUCAGCCUACAUGCCUGCACCAGAGAACAGCUGGAGACCUUGCAGCUAGACACAGGAGCCAUCUUGGACCUACACGAUGGCUCGCUGGUGAAGGGUGUCAUCUUCACUACACGGGGCACCCAGACCCUCGCCAGCAGCACUCAAGCUGGGGAGCUGGAUCCUUCAGAGUACCAUUGUGUCUCACGGUACUUUGCUCCAUGGAAUGGUAUUCCCGAGGACCCUGUCACAGGAUCAGCUCACACUGUCCUGGGCCCCUACUGGUCAAAGGAACUUGGGAUUACGACUCUCAGAUGUCGCCAGUGCUCGGCCCGCGGCGGUGACGUGCGGGUCACGGUGAGGCCGGACGGUCGGGUGGACCUCGCGGGUCGGGCCACUACCCUUAUCCAGGGAUACAUUACCCUCUAACAUCGCUACGUCAACGAGUGUGUGUGUGUUUACGGGGAGAGAAAUGCAGUUCUUGAGCCCCGCCUCGUAGCAAGACAACAGCUACGUCUGACGUUUCAGCAUGCUUUUAAAGACUUAAAGAUGUAAAAUUGUGGUUACUUCUCCAGAAAAGCCAGAGACCGGGCCGCGGGGACACUGGUCCUUGGCACCACCUUAAGGUAAAGCUGGGUCACGUUUAUUCCACUCGUUUAUCACUCAUAAAAUACUAGUAUUUCCUUAUCUUUCUCUGGCUCACUCUGGUAUCACUCGCUUGAAGAAAAUAAAACUGUCCAUUUUGCCUAUUUUCUUCGGUAUCUUGUACGUUGUGAUCAUAUGUUCCCUUGACCUUGCUUCUAAGACCAUUAGAUUAAUUUUACUUACCUUGUCCUAUCUGUUACCUCUGGCACAAGUGGCAACUGUUAUAAUAAAGUAAAUCUAUAUAAUCAUAUGUUUAAUAUAGGACAAUUAGAGAUUUUAAGAUAUAAUAAUAAUAAUAAUAAUAAGAGGGAACAGUGAUAUCUUAUUAGCUGGUAAAACAAGUACUGUAGUAGUAUGGUAUGUAUGGUAUGGUACUGUAGUAGUAUGGUAUGUAUGGUAUGGUACUGUAGUAGUAUGGUAUGUAUGGUAUGGUACUGUAGUAGUAUUAUGGUAUUUGAGUUUGAAAGGCUGUGCGUUGAAACUUUGUAUUUUAAAGUAAAUAUUUCUGGAA